AUGUUGCUUUCUUUGAAUUCCAACCAUAAAGCUAGAGUAGCAGCUACUGCCUUUAAAAAUCUGAAGGAGUUUGAUAUUUUACGCCCUAGGCGUGGUUGCCGUGCAGGUAGACAGAUCAAGUCAAAGGUCAUAACAACUUCACCUGUUCGUUCACAUUCCUCAUCUUCUGCUACCAGUUUUUAUACACUAAGACAAACUUCGCCUGAUCACGUUAAUCUUGCUGUGUGGAAUGCACAGUCAAUUUGCAAUAAAUCUACCGAAUUUGUUCAGUACGUUGUCGAUCAUGGCAUCGAUGUUGUAUCAAUAACUGAGACAUGGCUUAGAGAAAAUGACAGUUCCAUCAUCACGGCUUGUAAGCCUGAUGGCUACAACUUCCAUUCAUUUCCACGGUCUACAGGUAGAGGUGGUGGUUUCGCCGUGGUAUCUAAUCUUCCCUCUGUAUUUAACAGAUUAGAUCAGUUUCAAUCUUUCGAAGCAUGUGAGACUGUAAUUAAAACUGUCUCUAAAAGGUUCACACUUUUAACAAUCUACCGACCUCCGCCUCAUCCCACUCUGCAAUUUUUCUCUGAUAUUUUGACCCUUUUAGAACAAUAUUCUUUAUCUUCAAAUCUUGUCAAUACUGGUGACUUCAACAUUCAUAUAGACGAUCCGAGUAAUAUACAUACUGCUCGUUUACUGGAUAUAAUUCAUUCACUUAAUCUCACUCAACUGAUAAAUUCUUCCACUCACAAACAAGGACAUACAUUAGACCUUGUCAUUACAAAUAAUCCUAAUCUUGUGAAAAUUUCACUGGUUCAUGAAUAUCCCUUGUCUGAUCAUUUCUUUCUUCACGUUACACUCGAUGCGCGCAUACCAGCACCUGCCAAGAAAUUUGUGACUUUUAGAAAAUUUAACAACAUUGACAUCAACAUUCUCGAUCGGAGAAUUGCGCAUUCUCUCUCUAAUUUUAGUGAUGACAUGGAUGUGAACAACGCAAUAACCCAGUACAACAAUACACUUACCUUACUUAGAGAUGAACUGGCCCCAUUAAAAUAUAAGACCGUUUCAAAUCAUGCAUCCCCUGCUUGGUUCACCAAUAAUUGUAGGAUAGCUAAACAAGCAAGACAUUCUCGGGUUUCUUACCUCCAGUCUAAGAUCGACGGAUGUGGACAUGAUCUGAGAGCUCUGUUCAAACUUGCCAACAAGCUACUUGGUAGGACAACCGUGGCAAAUUUACCACCAUCAUCCAGUAAGCUUCAGUUGGCUACUGAUUUUAACACAUUUUUUGUUGAUAAAACCAAACGUCUGCGUCAGAGUAUCUCUAUCAAAUCUGAAGUUUCAUCUUUCACGGCCGCAUCUCAUCCCUCAUGUCAUAUCACCAACAUUGAAAGCUUUGAGACAGUCAGUGAAGACACGGUUGCAAAACUUCUUAUAUCUAUGGCACCGAAAUCUUGUGAUUUGGAUCCUUUCCCUACCAAGAUUGUUCGUAAACUCAAUUGUACUGUCUCAUUAUUUCGUUCUCUUGUCAAUUCGUCCCUAUCCUCCGGCAUUUUUCCUGACUCUUUAAAGAUUGGUAUUAUCACGCCACUCUUGAAAAAAUCAACAUUGGAUCCUCAUUCGUUUAUCAAUUAUCGGCCAGUUACUAAUAUCCCUUUUGUAGCCAAGAUCAUUGAGAAAGUUGUCUGUUUAAUUCUUGUUAAGUUUUUAAAUUCCAAUAAUUUAUUUGAUUCUUACCAGUCAGACUUUAGAAAAGCACACAGUACGGAAUCUGCUGUAAUGAAAGUUAAUAAUGAUAUUUUGCAGGCCCUUGACAACGGAUAUUGUACAUUAUCAGUGUACCUCGAUUUGUCCGCCGCGUUUGAUACCAUCGAUCACAGUAUCCUCAUUGAUCGACUUUCAGCUUUAGGGCUUUCUGGUACAGUAUUAACAUGGUUCAACUCUUACAUAAAAUCUAGACAACAGUCUGUUAGAGUGGAAUCAGCCAUUUCAGUUCCAGGCCCAGUGAAUUUUGGUGUUCCUCAAGCCAUGGAUCUCGACCUGCAAUGCAAUGACAUUCAACACAUGAGGAACUUAAAUAUACCUCGUUGUGUUAAGCCAACAGACUUCAGCAUUAAAACCAAUCAGCUACAUCAUUUUGCUGAUGCAUCGGAAUCUGGAUAUGAAGCGGUUACCUAUCUCAGGAUGACGGAUGUAAAUGAUAAGAUUCACUGCAGCAUCUUAAUGUCCAAAUCUAGAUUAGCACCUCUGAAAGGCAUGACAAUUCAACUGCUUCUUGUUGAGCUUGAAAUACCUCUGUUGGAAUCUAUUGGUCGGAUAGUAUGA
Anneissia japonica is the source of this 2301-nucleotide messenger RNA. RefSeq lists its product as uncharacterized. The coding region runs from base 1 to 2301 and encodes 766 amino acids. The transcript has 3 exons. The record is from RefSeq and is a predicted model, not a curated record. NCBI's taxonomy places the organism in Eukaryota, Metazoa, Echinodermata, Crinoidea, Comatulida, Comatulidae. Gene Ontology annotation, molecular function: catalytic activity.